AGUAACGCCUUGCAAUAUUGGGGAAUGCCAUUUUGCCCUCACGCGGAUUUGCCUCUUCCCCUUUUUAACAUUUGCAUCUCCCCCAUUUGAUACUUCCCCGUUUUGCUCCUUCCCCACUUCGCCCCUCCGUUAAAUGAUUAAGCGGUACAUCCGGACGAAGGUCAUCACCAGCCUGAGCAAGUUCAAAUGCUACACCAUCGGGAACGAGCACACGGCCAGGAGCUGGCCCAACGUCGAUUGCAUCGACCAGGAAGAAGAAAACGUGGCGAAAAAAACUGAAGAGGAAAAGAGGAGGCCCAAAACUAUCCCCUACUACAAAAACUACAUGCACGACUUCUUUGGCAGGCAGCUUAUUCAUAACUUGCACCUCCAGGAAAUGAGCAAAAUGAAGCGGCUGCGGAAUUUUAAAAUGCCCAAGAUCCACGCGGGCGACUUGGUGGAAGUCAAGUACGAGCUGUCUAGGUCGCAGCAGACCUUCGCCAUCUUUCAGGGCUACUGCGUGGAGAUACGCAGGAAACGGCUGGACUCGUCCUUCAUCGUGAAGAACAUCUUCGACGGGGUGGGGGUGGAGCAGCUGAUCCCGUUUUACUCCCCGCGGAUUCUUUACGUUAAAAUUGUGAAGAGCCUCCACAACAUGAGUGAGGAGAAGGCCAAAAGGUUCUACCAAAUUAACAAGCCCAUUACGAGGGACUACCGGUACAUGUGGCAGUAUAAUUUCCGGGGGAAGUACGAGAGGCCGAGGGGGCAGCACAAGCCCGGCAUUAGGUCCUUAGAACCCAAAAUUAGAAGACGGCUAGCUAAGCUCAAGAAAAAAUACAUGCGCAGAAGAAUCGAGAGCAAUCUCUCUUCCUACAUUUUUGGUGGAGUCUACGCACAGUACACGAGGAAGAGGACCAGGCUGGUGCGGGCAGAGAUAUACCGACGGAUGCUCAUCUACGCGCUCGAUGAGGAAAACAGGAGAAAGCAAAAGCUCAACAGGAGGCGGGAGCGGGAGAACUGGAGCACUUAUAAGAUUAAUCGGGCCCGCGGCGACAACGCCUUUAUGGCUCUGCCGGCCAGCCAUCCCUUAAGAGGGGGAACUGAUUAG
Plasmodium vivax (malaria parasite P. vivax) is the source of this 1087-nucleotide messenger RNA. Its product is annotated as 50S ribosomal protein L19, putative. The record is from RefSeq and is a predicted model, not a curated record. Bases 134 to 1087 code for a protein of 317 amino acids. Gene Ontology annotation, cellular component: ribosome; mitochondrial large ribosomal subunit. The transcript has 3 exons. NCBI's taxonomy places the organism in Eukaryota, Apicomplexa, Aconoidasida, Haemosporida, Plasmodiidae. Gene Ontology annotation, biological process: translation. Gene Ontology annotation, molecular function: structural constituent of ribosome.